Molecule: messenger RNA, 2682 nt
Organism: Ustilago hordei
Lineage: Eukaryota; Fungi; Basidiomycota; Ustilaginomycetes; Ustilaginales; Ustilaginaceae
Exons: 1
Coding region: 1-2682 (893 amino acids)
Biological process (GO): mitochondrion inheritance
Cellular component (GO): mitochondrial inner membrane
Source: RefSeq, a predicted model, not a curated record
AUGUCAUCACGAAGCGGGCUGAGGCUCGGCGCAGCCUCGAGUUCUUCCUCGAGAGCACAGAGCUUGAGGCCGAGAAGCACCUUGUCACCAACUUCAUCUAAGGCUCUGUCAAGCAAAGCAGAGCUGAGCAAUGCCGCAGCAUCUUCCUCUCGAUCACCCCUGAGCUCAGCUCGAAAAUCAGAUGCGGUCAAGGUGCAGUCUCAGUCUCUCAGAUCGUCAACUUCAGAUGCUGACCGGAGCUUCCUCGCGGUUCAGUCCUUCUUCACGCGCCUUGCAAGGUCGACUCAGCUACAUACAGCGAAUACACGGUCUCUUGCUCAGACAGCACGAUCCUCCCGUCUGUUUCUAGCAUCGCACUCCAAGGGAUCGCAGACUACGUCCAUCGCAAGCCAAGCUCGAGCCUUCCACGCAGCUCGAGCUGCCCGAGCCGAAGACAAUGGGCGAUCAAAGCCGGCCGAUCCAAAGCCGGGAAGUGGUUCUCAGCCCUCAUCGACGUCACACGAGGGCAAGUCAGCAGAAGGCGAGGCUCACAAGCCAACGCAAUCAGAGCCAAAAGAAGAUCCGGUCGGCAGGCCGGCCUCAUCCAGCACAGAGCUCACAACAGCAGAACGUGCCUACCAGCAUUUCGCUAACUACCCUCGAUCCCUCCAGCGCUUAGCAAUACGAGCCGUGCCUGCGUCGACCCAAAGCGGCCAAUCUCGCCCUUCAUCAGACACAGGCAACGAAGCCCUAUCACACGAACACUACCGAUACCGACCCUCCAAAGAAGACUUGCUCCGAUUCGCACAAGGUUUUUGGACCCGACUUCGUAUUCGUUUCAAGUGGUUUACCAUUCGUGGAUUUCGUCGAUUCAACGCAGACGACAUCAGUGCCUUCUUCACUUUGGGUGGCUUCACCACUGCCGUCUUUAUCAUCGUCGGUACCACUACAUUCUUCUCGCUCAUCUUCGCAGCGCUCAAUGCUCUUAACCUGCAGGAAUGGAUCGCGAGAAAGAUUGCAGACUACCUGACGGCAGAGACGGGGGUCACGGUGGUGUUCGAGAGUGCGAUCGUGCCAAAGUGGAAGGAGAGCAAGAUCAGUUUCAAGAAUGUUUUCAUUUCUCGUCGAGCACAUGGAGACAUGGACUCGCUACUCGAGGAAAGGAGGCGAAAAGCAAAGAACGGCGGGGCUGAUCGACCGAACAAGGUCAAGCGUCGAACUGCUGUCACAGCAGGAGACGGUAUGGCGUGGGAAGGAACGCACUAUGAAGAGGUAGAAGAAGUAGCUCCACCCAUGAGUGACGAAGCUCGUGGGGAGGAUCUGGCGGAAGACGAUACAGUCAACACCAACUAUACCAUGUUCGACCUCCAGGUGGACUCGAUUGAUGUUACGCUCAGUCUUCAGCGCUGGUUCGACGGCAAGGGUUUGAUCGAAGAUGCCGUUGUAAGGGGUGUGAGGGGUAUUGUGGAUAGACGCAAUGUUUUCCGGGACCCAAUCAAGCCUUACGAUCCGCGAGCCGCACGUAGACAACCUCGACACGGAGACUUCGAGAUGGAGUCGGUUGUGGUCCAAGAUUUCCUGGUUACUGUAUAUCAACCGAAUGACUUCCGACCAUUCAACUUCAGUAUUUUCAGCGCGCACAUUCCGAAGCUCCGCAAACAGUGGCUCUUCUAUGAUCUACUAAGCGCGGAGUCUAUCACAGGUCAGGUGGACGGAUGUUUGUUCAGCUUGCACAAGCCGCAGAGCAUCAGCCGAACUGUGGAGCAGGAUAGGGAAAUGAUUCAUUCAAAGUGGAAGACUAUGUCUCGUAUGCGAGUCGACGGUGUUAACUUUGACCAUAUUCAGAAUCAGUCCGAUUUGACAGGGCCGAUUUCGUGGAUUCUGUCAGGCAAGUUUGAUGUCGUGGCGGAUAUCAAGUUCCCAAGGGAUUUGGAUGAUGAGGCGGACAUCAAUACUAUCAUUAUCGAGGUGCUGGAUAAUCUUACAGCGGCAUUGUCAGGAGAGCCUAAUCGGGAUCAAGAUGAUGGGCCUAUUCCAGGACAGCAUCGGUUAAGUGGGCCUGCGAUCGAAGCACCUGUUUCUGCUGUUGGGGCGACUGCGGAAAGGAUUAGAAAGGAGAACGAGGAAGCCAGAAGACAGGGCAGAGAACCUGCUGUACGGGCUGAACGCAAAGCUGCAGUUGCUGCUGCCUCCGCCUCUUCCGACUCUGCAAAAACCACUGACACCUCGGACAACGCAGAGCAUCAAAAAGAAAAGAACAAAUCCUCCAUCCCCCCACCAACCGUAGUAAUCGACAUGGACGUCCGAUUCAAAGACAUCAAAGCUGCCGUCCCCCUCUUCACCAACGACAUCUCCUAUUCCACCAACGCCUUCGUCCGUCCGAUAGUUGCCUUUAUGAACGCGAACAAAACGCUCAUCCCCAUCCGUUGUCGAAUCGUAAUGGAUCUCAUCGAAUUCGAUGGCUCCCUCGAUCUCGCCCAGACAGGUUUACUGCCGGUUGUGAGCGAGAAGAUCUACGAAGCGCUGGCAAACCAUGUGGUAAGUCAGAAUGCUAGUAGGGAGAGACUGAAGAAUGUCAGUCUUUGGUCCUUGCAGGUUGGUGCAAAUGCGGUGUUGAAUUUGGUGACGUUGUUGAGGGAUACGAUGGCUAGGACUACUGGGACGGCGGGUGCGGCUGGUGGCGGGGUGAAGAGUGGAGGUUGA